AUGAAUUCUGCACAAGGACUACGGAAAGGAUUGGUUGAACAGUGGCAGGCGGCGGUGUCGGCGACGGACAAGUUUGCUUUCUUGAAAGCUUAUUUGCUCGAUCGCGACAUGCAAUCGAUCGAGAUCCAGCCCUACUUCGAAGAGCUUUCCGAGAGCCAGAAUACGGAACAGUUCAUCGAGCUGCCUCUUUGCGAGAUCAAAGAAAAGUACGAGAAGCUGCCUGGAGGCGACAAGUUUAUCGCUGACCUGAUCAGCAGUCAGAAAGGCAAGGACCACCCGCAAAGCACCGAUCCCAAUUGGAAGAUCUACAAGGUCUUCAACUGUGUCAAAAAACAAGAGACGCCCGACUGCAUUCUGGUGCUGUUUGCUUGUCUCACAUCUGACACGUUCCCAAUCUGCAAAUCAGAAUCCCGCCGAGAUUCCCAGAUCAGCCGCUCCGGCUCCAAAACGAAAGCGACGAUCAAGCCGUCUCAGAACGCCAAAGAACGCCAGGCCUUAGUGGAUACUCUGGAGGCCAAGGUGAGUUCGAUGGGCAAGAAUUCCGUCUCCGCCGAUGCAAAGCCCAAGGUUAAAGCAAAGGCGCAGAAGGAGCUGACGGCGGACGAGAAGAUGAACAAGGACUUUCAACGUGAUCACAUGGGGCUUCAGAAAAUGGUUUUCGCCUGCACGCCUGUGGAGGAAUGCAUUGCUGCCCUCGAAGAGUACAAGCCGACAAUGGCAGGGGGCAAGAUCAUCACAGAUGCAGAAGACAUCGUCGAUUCCCACAAACGCCUGGCUGCAGAGAAACGCAAGCGAGAGAAGGAAGAGAAGAAGAAAAAUAAUCCGGAUGGAGAAGAGAUGGACGAUGACGCCUGCGAAGAGGACGAUAUGCAAGAGGACGAUAUGCAGACCGGUGGCAAUGCCGCCGAUGAUGACUGGGGCGAAGAGGAGGAGCCACCUGCAAAGCGGGUUCGGGAUUACUGGGCAGAUCAAGAUCAGCAGUGGUGCCGGGAUCAUCCGAUCCUGACGGUAUCCGACUGGGGAGACUGUGUGCCGCUACGCCUCUAUGGCGAUGGGGCAGAGUUCACCAGCAGCCCGUUUGCAAACACGUUUUGUGACAUGAUGUGCAAUGAUCCCCUAAAGCUAUGCCUUCAUUCUUGUCCCAACCGAGAAAAGCUGUCUUGCAUCAAUAUGAUGUAUCACAAUGAUGACUCCAGAUGGGCCAUUUUGGAAGUUUUGUCCUGGUCCAUGGAAUCUUUAGCAAGCGGCCGGUAUCCGACAGCCGACCCCUGGGGCAAUGUGUUCAGCUGCAGCUACGAGCCCGCCCGAUGGAAGGUCGCAGGCGAAUGGCUAGCAGGAGGCAAAUGCGGGAUCCUUGAUGGCUUCCAAGCCGACCUGGAGUUCAUCAAGAAAAUCUUCUUCUUGAAGCGAAACUCAGCCUCACUGAUUGUUUUCGCUAAACCCUAUAAAUAUUCUAAGCCCUAA
Symbiodinium sp. CCMP2592 is the source of this 1464-nucleotide messenger RNA. NCBI's taxonomy places the organism in Eukaryota, Dinophyceae, Suessiales, Symbiodiniaceae. The record is from the annotation of a GenBank genome assembly.